AUGAAGUCGAAAGUGUUGAAUUCCACAGCAGUUCCAAAGGUCGCUGAACUGGAAUUUCGAUAUCAAGGGAACAAAAAACAGUAUGAACCAAAUAAGAACGUCCUUGAGCAUGUAGAUCAAAUACUCGCAAGUCAUGAUAUGGGGGAAAUAUCCGCAGAAUUAUCCCACGGUAAGAGAAUUCUUGAGGAACAGAAUAAACAUAUUUUGCUAGAGGAAAAAUAUGGGUGGGACACAGUUCAUUGUUACACAGCCGAGCCCCUCACUAGUGACUCAGAGGAUGAAAAACGAAUCAAACGGGCUCUAAAAAAAACGAGAAAGCAGCCGAAGUGGCAUGGUUCAAACCAAAGAUGCAAAUAUGCGCUCCGGAAAGGCACAGUUUUGGAGGCGACAUAA
Messenger RNA from Paramuricea clavata, 393 nucleotides. Lineage: Eukaryota; Metazoa; Cnidaria; Anthozoa; Malacalcyonacea; Plexauridae. The record is from the annotation of a GenBank genome assembly.